AUGAACAACAACACGGCUACUCGUUCAACCACCUCGGUAGCUUGCUAGCCAACAUAAAACCGAAAGAUUGACGCUUUAGACAUUAUUAAUGUACAUUAGCUAAUUUCAGUGUUGUUAACGCAGUUCAUUUGACGUAAUCAACUGAUUAACUUUAACCUAUUUUGCUUGUUCAAUUUGCAAAGUUGUUAAACAUUGAUACUGAGCCUAGCCGCUAAUGCUACCUAGCACUAGGCUAGUCGCUAAUUCUAACAUCCCGGACCAUGAGCUCACUAAACUACUCCUCCCCUGCUAAAGAAGAGGUCUGCUGUAUGCAGAAUGAAGCUUUGGGGCUGAACAUUGUCGUGAAAGAAGAAGAUGAUGUUAUUGAGGAAACAGAGGAAGAACCUUUUAGAGAGGAAGAGGAUGCUAUCGCAGAAGAGGUGAAGAAGGAAGACGUUUUGAGUGUGAAAGAGGAGGAGACAGCAUAUCUGAUCAACACCAGAGAGAGACAUGACUAUUAUGGAUCCUCUGGGGAGCCUCAACAACAUCCUGAUGCUGACGAGGAAGAGAAGAGUCUCUCCAGAUCAGAACACCAGAUGGACAACGCUAGCCCUUCCUCUCUCCCGGAGUCCCCAUGUCGUGUCUCUCCCGGUAGUAACUUACUGCUGGGUAUGAAGAGGUUGUUUGUGCUGCUGGUGGACUGCAGGAAAACAACGGGGCUGAGUGGAACUGUGAGAGGUGGAGAAGAGAAGAAAGCAUCAGAUUUGACUGAUCUAAGAGAAAGACCAGACUCAGAGGAACCAGAGCCAGGGACGUCCAAACCAGCAAGAAGACACCAGUGUUCCCAGUGUGGAAAGCGUUUUAAUGAUUUGGGGAAGCUGGAACGACACGAGAGAAUACACAGAGGGGAGAAGCCGUACCACUGCUCCCAGUGUGGAAAGGGGUGUAACGAUUUGGGGAAGCUGAAACUACAUGAGAGAAUACACACAGGGGAGAAGCCUUACCACUGUUCCCAGUGUGGAAAGAGUUUUAGCCAGGCAGGUAACAUGAAAAUACACGAGAGAAUACACACAGGGGAGAAACCUUACCGCUGCUCUCAGUGUGGCAAGUGUUUUAUCCUGUUAGGGGCCCUGAAGCAACAUGAGAUAAUACACACUGGGGAGAAGCCUUACCACUGCUCCAAGUGUGGGAAGAGUUUUAAUCGGUUACACGCCCUCAAAUAUCAUGAGCGUAUACACACAGGGCAGAAACCUUACCACUGCUCCCAGUGUGGAAAGACUUUUAACCAUUUAGGGGAAUUCAAAAAUCAUGAGAGAAUACACACAGGAGAGAGACCUUACCACUGCUCUCAGUGUGGCAAGAGUUUUAACCUAAUAAGGUCCCUGAAACAUCACGAGAGAAUACACACAGGGGAGAAGCCUUACCACUGCUCCCAGUGUGGGAAGAGUUUUAACCAGUUAGGGAGCCUGAAAAGACACGAGAGAAUACACACAGGGGAGAAGCCUUACCACUGCUCCCAGUGUGGAAAGUGCUUCAACCAGUCAGGGGAUCUGAAAAAACAUGAGAGGAAACACACAGGGGUGUUGCCAGUGUGAAAAAAGUUUUAAACAGAAAAGUUUAUUGGGAAAAAAAUGAGAGAAUACACGCAGGGUAGAAGUUUUACAAAUGCUUAGACUGUGGGAAGACAUAUUUCUCAUCACAGUCACUUAAAAGUCACGUGAGAAUCCACACAGGAGAGAAUAAUUACUUCUCCCAGUGUGAAUAUUGAUAUUUAACAUCACAUUGACUUAAUUAUUCUGGUGUGUAAAUUUAUAUUUUACAUCACAUUGACUUAAAAUUCAUCAGAGAACAUACACAGUGCUCCAAUUGUCUUAUAUUGUUGAUUGAGAAUGUGUUUACCUGUUUUUAACGUAUGAAAUUGAAUUGUACAAAGUAUACUUAAACAUAUAGUUGUAUGUUUUUAUUGGAAAAUAUGAAUUGAAUAUGGAGUAUAUAGAGUAAAUCAGAUUCCAUGUGUUUAAAUGGUCCUUUUUUAAACUCUAUGUGUGUUUAUCUGGCUGUGUCAUUCCUCCAGCACUACAGAUAAUCAAGUGAUAUUUGGAUGUGAUGCAUUUGCUCCAUUGUUUACAUUUUCAUUGUGGCCCACUGAUGAUUUAAUGACAUUAAAAUGUUCACAGACUCUGUCAUGCAAAAUGUUAAUUGUAUGUGUCCACAUAUCUGAGUAUGUGACUAACCUCGUGAAACUGACCUAUUAUAAUCUCCUGUUCCUGGGAGUAUCGUCCUGCGUUGCAAACCAGCUGCAUCUCCGUCUUUUGUAUGAAAAAAGUCCCUCCCAGGAACAGGAAACUAUAAAGAUAUGUGCCCAUCACCCAAUGCUUCAGGAAUUCAGACUGUCUACACUGCGCUGUGUAACUCUGUUAUUCUCUCUGAGCUCAGAAAUAAAGAAUCUUGGUUUGA
Molecule: messenger RNA, 2436 nt
Organism: Oncorhynchus nerka (sockeye salmon)
Lineage: Eukaryota; Metazoa; Chordata; Actinopteri; Salmoniformes; Salmonidae
Product: zinc finger protein 501-like
Exons: 4
Coding region: 261-1574 (437 amino acids)
Biological process (GO): regulation of transcription by RNA polymerase II
Molecular function (GO): DNA-binding transcription factor activity; RNA polymerase II cis-regulatory region sequence-specific DNA binding
Source: RefSeq, a predicted model, not a curated record